AUGGUAUACAACUUAUAUGCUCUGUCUAUCUCCUUGCACCAGUGGUGGUAUUCUGUACAACUCCGAUCCGACCCUAGCCUACGAUCGUCAGUCUAUGGCGUUGGCCAAGUUGCCAUGGCCAUGGCCAAGGACAAGGGCAAGGCUGAGAUACGCCCAGACGAUAAGAAAUCGGCAUUUGGCCCCGCGGGGCGAGCAGUGUGA
Molecule: messenger RNA, 201 nt
Organism: Penicillium cosmopolitanum
Lineage: Eukaryota; Fungi; Ascomycota; Eurotiomycetes; Eurotiales; Aspergillaceae
Exons: 1
Coding region: 1-201 (66 amino acids)
Source: RefSeq, a predicted model, not a curated record